This is a messenger RNA of Salvelinus namaycush (lake trout), 666 nucleotides long. RefSeq names its product E3 ubiquitin-protein ligase HERC2-like. The record is from RefSeq and is a predicted model, not a curated record. Lineage: Eukaryota; Metazoa; Chordata; Actinopteri; Salmoniformes; Salmonidae. Bases 127 to 666 code for a protein of 179 amino acids. The transcript is spliced from 5 exons.
CAUAUGGGUCCAAUAUGGACGACCUGGUAAUGCAGCAAAGCCCGUGUUAGGACUGGAGGGGCCAGAAUAUAAUACGAAAAACUUGCAGGGUUUGGUGCGGUUGCAGACAGGAGAGAAGACGUAAAUAUGCCUACUCCGUAUUUUACCCUGGAUGCCCAACUGAGGUUCCAUGACAAAUGGCUGAAGAUAGACUUGCAGCGAGUGUUCUCUGCAGAAGGGCUGAGUGAGAUGUGGAAUGAGAUGGUGAAAGAUGAAGAGAUCACUUUCAAUGGAGAAGAAUCGGCUCACCCAGAAGACUGCACGGAUUGCUUCGGUACUCAGAAGAAGGAUGAAUCCAACGAUAAAGAGAAGAAGGAGGAGGAGGAAGUGUCGACAUCUGUCCAUCACUCUAUCAUCGAGACGUGGGACUGGGGACGGCAGCCAGAUGAGACGGAGCUGAAGGACUGUCUGAUGGUGCUGGUAGAUGACCAACAGAAGCUAUCGGCCCAGAUGGCUAAGAGCACGUUGUCUGCCCUGCGUCUACGCCAGCGCCUGGUCAUCCUAGAGAGAUACCUCAUAUCCCUGAGCCACAGCAUGAUGGAAGAGAAGUACAAGGUCCGCUGGAAGAGCCCCCCCAGCCCCCCUCCACCCAUCGUAGACAACAAGAGGUACGCUCUCAUACACUAG